Molecule: messenger RNA, 333 nt
Organism: Oikopleura dioica
Lineage: Eukaryota; Metazoa; Chordata; Appendicularia; Copelata; Oikopleuridae
Source: the annotation of a GenBank genome assembly
AUGGAGCAGCGCCACGUGAUUCACUUCCUCCAAGAGAUCUUCAUCAAGGCGCUCAUGUCAAAAGCCCGGGCAGAGGGAAAAGGCAGAAAGUUUUUUAAGCUCUUCAACUCGAUUUUAUCGCUUCGAGAAGUUGUUAACGAGGCCGAUGUGAAUCAGGUGUACCGCUACAAUAGGAGAAUUCUACCAAACGAUAACUUCAAAGGCGACGGGGGCAGCAGCGGCUCCAGUCCAAGUCCAAACAACGGCGAUGGCAGCAGCGGUUUCAAUGGCUACGAUGGAGGCAGUAACUUCCGCGCGCAUCGCAUGGAUUCACGAAUGCUUCAUAUGCGCUAA